Dendronephthya gigantea is the source of this 1396-nucleotide messenger RNA. Its product is annotated as noelin-like. Gene Ontology annotation, biological process: signal transduction. The coding region runs from base 86 to 1168 and encodes 360 amino acids. The transcript has 6 exons. The record is from RefSeq and is a predicted model, not a curated record. Lineage: Eukaryota; Metazoa; Cnidaria; Anthozoa; Malacalcyonacea; Nephtheidae.
CGGUCGAAACUGCAGCCAGAAUACAAGAGACACGGUGAAGAAAACAAAAUUUCAGAAAUCGGAUUGCGUUUAAAGUUCCUGCGAAAUGUACUUGAAAAUCAAUAUCUUGGUGUUCAUUUUGUCGUUGUCCUUUGUACUGGAAGGUUACGAUGCCCAACUGGCGAGUAAUCUUCAGGACAAAAACCAGGAUGAGACCCUCAAAUUUGAAGGGACUGGCGAGGCUAAAGAUGAAAACACGAAAGUUGAUGCUAAACGUUCUGUGAAACGUUCUCGUAAAAAAACGAAAAGUAUUGGAGAUCUUAGCUUGGAAUUGGCGAAGCUACACAUAUUGGAAGAAACUUUGAGGAAAAGCAAAGCACUCGACAAAUUAAAAAACGAAGUCAAUGAAAAUUCAGAAGAUAAUUGCCGUAGGAUCAAGAAAGUGGGCGAACCAAUCGUUCACCAUCAUUCUGGAACUACUCAGGGAACGUGGAUGAGAGAUCCGCUGGGGUUGCUAGGCGCUGAGAAAAUUUGGUACAUCAAUGGAUAUUAUGGGACUAAUAAAGUACUGGAAUUCGAAGACAUGGAUCAUUUCAAGGCUGGAGAAAUCGGCAAGACCCACACCCUUCCAUAUAACAUUGAUGGUACAGGAUCUGUUGUUUAUGGACGAUAUCUUUACUUUAACAGGGCAGGUACCAACUAUAUCGUACAGUACGACUUGGUUGCUGGAAAAGUAACCAGACAAGCAUGUCCUAAUGGGAAUAUAAAGUCACGAAACUAUUCCUACCAAUGGGGAGGCUACACGACUGUGGAUCUAUCCGUUGACGAAAGCGGUUUAUGGGUUUUGUGGGCUUAUAGUGGUUAUAGUGGCAAGUUGUGUGCAACACAGAUAGACCCAUUGACACUCGCUUCAUUGCAUCAAUACUGUGGAAUUUCAUCUGAGGCUAAAACCUCGAUGGGAAACGCAUUUGUAGCGUGUGGGGUUGUCUACAGCAUAGAUAGCUAUAGCGGAAGCACAACCAUAAACUAUGCAUAUGACACAGUGACCGGCUCCAGAACCAAUCCUGCUAUUAAGUUCAAGAACAAAUUUGGAUACAACAGCAUGGUUACCUACAAUCCACGGGAGAAAGUCCUCUAUGCCUGGGAUAAUAGACGUCAAAUAACAUAUCCACUGGAGUUUGAAGACUGAAGAAGUUAAAAAUAAUAAAAAUCAAGUUGAUGAAACAGAUACGAUUAUGGACAUGAUUAAGGACGACUCGUUUUUUUUUAACAAAGCAUAAGUUGAUAAGAUUAAUACAUCUAUUACAAGUGGCCAUUAGUAGAAUUCUGUACUUCGUAGAGCGUAGAACAGGGGAAUCAUGUAGUACCUGUAACUGUUUAUAAAUACUAAACAUGCUUUGUUUUUCAUUAAAAAUUU